UUGACUAAAUGCACUAGCGAAUCUUGAGGGAAACAUAAGAUAUGGUACUACUGUCUUGAGAAGCAAAUUUACAGGAUUGCAGUUGUAUAGAUAGUGCCAUUGCUCUCUAGGAAUUUUUCCUUGCACACAAACAUAGCUAUCUCGCCAAUCUGCUCCAUCAGAAUGGCAGCGAGUGCGACGACAGGGGUGAUGAACCCUCUCCUUGGCAAGCUCACCAAGCUGCUCGGCGAAGAGUACAGGAGGCUCACCGGUGUGAGGAAGCAGGCCUCCUUCCUCAAGGAUGAGCUAAGCGCCAUGAAAGCUCUUCUUGACAGGAUGGAGCUUAUGGAUAAGCUCGAUCCCUCGGCCAAGAACUGGAGGGACCAUGUUAGGGAGAUGUCCUAUGAUAUGGAGAAUUGCAUCGAUGACUUCAUGCAUGAUACUGAAGACGCCUAUGAAAAGAAAGGCUUCAUCAGAAAGAUGGCUCAGCGUCUCAGAAGGUUGGGGAGGCGUCAUCAGAUCGCAAACAGGAUCAAGGAGCUCAAGGUUCUUGUGGUGGAGGCGAAUGCUCGACGUGAGAGGUACAAGAUUGAUGAGUUCAUCAACUCGAGUCCUAGCAUUGUGGUUACGGAUCCCCGUAUUUCAGUGAUCUACAGGGAGAGAGAAGGCAUCAUUGGUAUUGAUGGCUCGAAAGAAGAGCUUGUUGGCUUGUUGAUGGAUUCUAAGAAGAAACUCAAAGUGGUUUCCAUCAUGGGGUUCGGAGGUUUGGGUAAAACUACGCUUGCCAAGCAAGUGUAUGAUGAGAUUGGAGGACAGUUUAACUGCAAGGCAUUUGUUCCGGUCUCUCAAAGACCUGAUGUUAAAAGUCUUCUGACUGGCCUACAAUUAAAGCUUGGGAUGGAGGAUUCUUCUCAUGCUCAAGAGUUGCAAGACAUCAUUGACCGCCUAAGAGAAUACCUAAAACAUAAGAGGUACUUAGUUUUAGUUGAUGACUUGUGGGAUGAACCAACAUGGAAUAUUAUUAGUUGUGCCUUUCCAGAACAUGGUAAUGGAAGCAAAGUAAUGGUAACCACACGAUUAGAUGACAUAGCUCUCUGGGCGUGUCAGAAUGAUCGUGCGUGCAUUUACAAAAUGAAGCCACUCAAAGAACAAGACUCAAGACAGUUAUUUUUUAAUAGAGUAUUUGGAUCCAAAAAUGACUGUCCAGAACAUUUUAAAGAAAUUUCAGCUCGAAGUCUCAGGAAGUGUGGCGGAUUGCCACUUGCAAUUAUCACCAUAGCUAGCAUCUUAGCUAGCCAAGAAGCAAGAUCACCGAAUGAAUGGGAGAGCAUAGUGAGUUCCCUUGGUGCCAAGAUUUCUACAAAAUCCACCUUCGAAGAGAUGAGGGGUAUACUGAACCUUAGUUACAUCCAUCUUCCUGCUCAUCUUCGUCCAUGUUUUUUGUACCUUGGCAUGUACAUGGAAGACCGUGAGAUCAUGAGGGAUGACCUGGUUCGACAGUGGAUAGCCGAAGGCUUUGUGUGUAAUUUGCACGGAGUAGCUUUGGAUGAUGUUGCAAAAAGUUAUUUCAAUGAGCUUAUCAAUAGAAGUCUGAUUCAGCCCGAAGAGACAUUUGGUGGGGAGGUAAUUUCCUGUAGAGUACACGAUAUGAUGCUUGAUUUUAUCCUCAGCAAAAGUGCAAAAGAUAAUUUUAUCAGUGUAGCAUAUAACUAUGAAGACAUGGCAAGAUUGCACAGUUGCGAGUACAAGGUUUGUCGAUUAUCUCUGAAAUCAAGUGUUGGUGAUGAAACAUCGGAGACACUUGCUACUAGCAUGUUACAAGUUAGAUCAUAUGCUCGGUUUUGGGAGUCCAAAUGCACACCUCCUCUUUCACAGUUUAAGUACGUUUCAGCAAGAUCAGCAGACAUAAUGCUACCUACUGAAAUUCAAGGGCUUGCUUAUUUGGAAACAUUGGAGUUAGUUUGCCGGUCCACACAAGGCUUUCCAUCGGAUAUAAUUCGCUUGCCCAACUUGUUUCAUCUUGUACUUCCAUAUGGUAUAGUGCUGCCUCAAGGGAUCCAGAACAUGAAAUCAGUCUGCACCCUGAAUUGUUUGGGCAUGUGGAAUAUGAGUUCCCUGGAGGAUAUCAAAGGCCUUAGCGGGCUGACCAAUCUAAAGGAAUUGACGUUAUGCACGCCUUAUGGCCAGUGCUUGACGGCUGACCGUGUGGAUGCUUUGGUGUCUUCCAUUGGAAAGCUCCGAGGCCUGACACACCUCUCCCUCGACUGCCCGAGCGAAUCUGGUGACAAUGGCAGCCAGCUAGACUCAUUGCCGGAUCCUCCUCUCCAUCUAGAGGUACUCGAUCUGGAAACAUGGGCUUUCAGUAGAGUUCCCAAAUGGAUUGGUGAGCUAGGUUGCCUCCGGAUCCUCUAUCUUUGUGUCAUGCACAUGUCCAGUGACGAGAUUCGUGUUCUUGGAGAGCUUCCCUCCCUCAUCGAUGCCAGGUUCCACGUGUUGGAUGUUUCUCAAGGUAAGGUCAUGGUCGGCGCGGGGCUGUUCCCCGCUCUGGAGUACUUCUAUCUCUUGUGUAGCGAAGAUGUCACUGAGUACCUAAGCUUCGAGGCAGGAGCUACUCCCAAGCUACUAACACUCAGCCUUGGAUUCGUCUGGGAAGAGUGGAGAGGCGCUACACCAGUCGGAAUGGAGCGUCUGCCCUGCCUGCAGGACAUCCGCUUGUCUCGCCAGUACACCAGCGCCGAGUCAAGCGAAAAUCAGGAAGACGUGCUCGCUGAUGUCGUGCCUGCCUUCAAGAGCGCCGCACGGCUGCACCCAAGGCAUCCCUCUGUUACGGUUGUGUAG
Molecule: messenger RNA, 2817 nt
Organism: Triticum aestivum (bread wheat)
Lineage: Eukaryota; Viridiplantae; Streptophyta; Magnoliopsida; Poales; Poaceae
Product: disease resistance protein RGA5-like
Exons: 3
Coding region: 163-2817 (884 amino acids)
Biological process (GO): defense response to other organism
Molecular function (GO): ADP binding
Source: RefSeq, a predicted model, not a curated record